This is a messenger RNA of Ilex paraguariensis (yerba mate), 1093 nucleotides long. NCBI's taxonomy places the organism in Eukaryota, Viridiplantae, Streptophyta, Magnoliopsida, Aquifoliales, Aquifoliaceae. The record is from the annotation of a GenBank genome assembly.
GACUUAAUUUAUUGAACUAAUUUACUGAUUUAAUUCAUUAUGACCUUUGAAUUAACUAUAUGUUUCUUAAAACAUUGAAACUUGAUAUUGAUUGAAUGGUUUUAAUUAAGACACAUCAUUAGGUCAGCAAAUCAAGUCAAAUUUUUAAGUCCAAAUAUAAUUAGUCUAAUUGUAUUAAGUCUGUUAACGCCACAGUUUCUGACAAUAUAGGGGUCUCUUUGCAAUUUUAAUAAUGAUUAGAGGUGUACAUGUUAUCUAAUCAAAUGUUAGGGGAUGUAGGUGAAAUUUACCCUUGUUUUUUUCUUCUCUUUCCGUAGUGGGCACUUCGUCCUUCUCUCGCUUCGCCAAGCCUGUGGGAAGUUGUAAAAAGUUUAGGCAUGGCCAAGACCUCCUUCAAGUUGGAACACCCUCUCGAAAGGAGGCAGGCAGAAGCUGCUCGUAUUAGGGAGAAAUAUCCCGAUAGAAUACCUGUUAUUGUUGAAAGGGCUGAAAGGAGUGACAUGCCUGACAUUGAUAAGAAGAAAUACCUGGUUCCUGCUGAUCUGAGUGUUGGCCAGUUUGUGUAUGUGGUACGAAGGAGGAUUAAGCUGAGUCCUGAGAAGGCCAUAUUUAUAUUCGUGAAGAAUAUCCUACCACCAACAGGUGAGACUCAAUACAUAUGCUUCCAUUCUUGUUCCUAGAGCAAUUCUCAAUUGUUGUUGCCAUAGAAAUCUCAUUGAUAUUGCAGCGGCUACGAUGUCUGCAAUUUAUGAGGAAAACAAGGAUGAAGAUGGUUUUCUUUACAUUACCUACAGUGGCGAGAACAUGUUUGGGUUGGUCUAAGACCAGUCAGGCCGAAUCUGUCAGAUUUGGAAAAUGGAAAAACGUGAAAUAUCUAGAUCGGUUGUAAAUUCUCUUUUGACCUUGCUAGUUUAUUGCUCUAUUAACGUUGUCUUGUUUGGACAAAAUUCCACCAAUUGAGAUCUCAAGGCUAUUUUAUUUUUCAGUUAAUAUGCUGCAAAUAGUUUUACUUUGGAGCUUCAUAUCUUAUUGAAAUGAAGAGAGUUGAUCAUAUUGUUAUACUGUUAUUGUUCCUACGGCACAGAAGUCAAAC